Sinocyclocheilus rhinocerous is the source of this 574-nucleotide messenger RNA. RefSeq names its product waprin-Phi1-like. The coding region runs from base 79 to 513 and encodes 144 amino acids. Gene Ontology annotation, molecular function: serine-type endopeptidase inhibitor activity. NCBI's taxonomy places the organism in Eukaryota, Metazoa, Chordata, Actinopteri, Cypriniformes, Cyprinidae. The transcript has 4 exons. Gene Ontology annotation, biological process: antibacterial humoral response; innate immune response. The record is from RefSeq and is a predicted model, not a curated record. Gene Ontology annotation, cellular component: extracellular region.
AAACCCUCCAAAGCCUCCUGACUCACUAAAUCAGCGCAUUUUUCAGCAGAGUGUAUUGUGAGGUCGCAGGUCGAGAGGAUGACUGCUCGAGUGUGCUUCUCGUUGAUUGCCGUUUUAUUUUGUGUCUCUGUUUGUUUGAGCACAAGGGACACUGAAGGAGCAGCCACAGCAGAACCAGCAAAGCCAGGAGUGUGUCCUAGAAAAAAUCUUGAAGUAGCAGUGUCAGGAGUGUGUGUAGGGUCGUGUUCCUAUGACCAUGACUGCCCAAACAAUCAGAAAUGCUGCCGCAGUGGAUGUGGACGUCAGUGUAUGCCUCCAUAUAAUGCUGGACCAGCAAAGCCAGGAGUGUGUCCUAGAAAGGAUCUUGAAGCAAUGUUAGGAGUGUGUGCUGAGAUGUGUUCUCAUGACAGUGACUGUCCAAAUGAUGAGAAAUGCUGCAGCAAUGGAUGUGGACAUCAGUGUAUGCCUCCAUAUAAAGGACCAGAAAAGCCAGGACUGUCCAAAAAAUCCUGAAAUAGCGCUUUUAGGGGAGUGUGUUGAGAGGUGUUCUCAUGACCGUGACUGUCUAAAAGAU